AUGUUUGGAUUAGGUGGUGGUGGUUUUGGUGGCCAAGGAUUCGGUGGCGCCGGAGGUUUCGGUGGUCAGGGUGGAUUUGGAGGCUUUGGUGGUAAUAGCUUCGGUUCAGGAAUGCAAAGAGCAUUUAGCCAGGGAAUGAGCCAGCCAUCCAACUUUGGAGGAGCCGGCGGUUUCCACCACGGGGGUGGAAUGCAUGGUAUGCACAAUGGCAUGCAGAGCAGCAUGCAGAGCGGCAUGCAAGGCGGUAUGCCGGGUGCUGCUAUGCAAGGCGGCAUGCAAAGCGGCAUGCAGAGCGGAUAUGGUCAAGGCAGUGGAUACGGCAGUGGUUAUACCUCGGGCCAGCAAGGCGGCCAAUCUUCUGGUGCACAAGGUAGCCAAGGUGGCUACAGCAGUUACCAAGGAGGCUAUGGCCAAUGA
This is a messenger RNA of Arctia plantaginis, 417 nucleotides long. The record is from the annotation of a GenBank genome assembly. NCBI's taxonomy places the organism in Eukaryota, Metazoa, Arthropoda, Insecta, Lepidoptera, Erebidae.